Chaetomium globosum CBS 148.51 is the source of this 576-nucleotide messenger RNA. RefSeq lists its product as uncharacterized. The transcript has 4 exons. Lineage: Eukaryota; Fungi; Ascomycota; Sordariomycetes; Sordariales; Chaetomiaceae. The coding region runs from base 1 to 576 and encodes 191 amino acids. Gene Ontology annotation, molecular function: calcium ion binding. The record is from RefSeq and is a predicted model, not a curated record. Gene Ontology annotation, cellular component: membrane; intracellular membrane-bounded organelle; cytosol.
AUGGGCAAUCUACAGUCGAAGAAGCUCCCGGAUGACCAGCUGAAGGAGCUGCAACGGUCAACCAACUUCGACAAGAAGGAGCUGCAGCAAUGGUAUAGAGGCUUCCUCAAAGACUGCCCAUCGGGUAUGCUCACCAAGAGCGAGUUUCAAAAGAUCUACGCUCAGUUCUUCCCCUUCGGCGACCCGUCCACCUUCGCCGACUACGUAUUCAACGUGUUCGACACAGACAAGUCCGGCACCAUCGACUUUAAGGAGUUCAUCUGCGCCCUCAGCGUGACCAGCCGCGGCAAGAUGGAGGACAAGCUCGACUGGGCGUUCCAGCUAUACGACAUCGACGGCGAUGGCAAGAUCAGCUACGAGGAGAUGCUCAAGAUUGUCGAGGCGAUCUACAAGAUGGUCGGCUCGAUGGUCAAGCUACCCGAGGACGAGGACACGCCCGAGAAGCGGGUGCGCAAGAUCUUCCGCAUGAUGGACAAGGAUGAGAACGGCAGCCUCGACAUGCAGGAGUUCAAGGAAGGCAGCCAGCGCGACGCUACCAUCGUCUCGGCCCUCUCGCUGUACGACGGCCUGGUGUGA